AUGAAUCUUACAGAGGUUGACCAAACUGACCAGUGUCUCAGGUUUUCCUGUCCAGAGAGAUCUGUAUCUACAGUAUAUGUGUUUCUGUAUGUGUCUGCAGCUGCUGUAGUUCUGCUAACAGUGUGUGGAAAUCUGCUCAUCAUCAUCUCUGUUUGUCACUUCAAGCAGCUCCACACACCGACUAACAUGCUCAUCCUCUCUCUGGCUGUGUCAGACUUUCUGGUCGGAGUCCUUGUGAUGCCAGCAGCAUUAAUAUGGAUGAUUGAAUCAUGUUGGAUUUUUAGUGCAGUUUAUUGUUUAUGUAAUAUUUUGUUUUCUUAUCUUCUCACAGCUACAUCAACAUUUAAUGUUGCUCUCAUUGCAGUUGAUCGGUAUUUUGCUCUCUCUAAUCCGUUUCUCUACACUAAAAUUGUCUCUGUGAACACGAUGUGCAUUGUGGUUUUAUGUUACUGGUUUGUAUUAAUGUUUUACAGUCUAGCACUUCAGUACUUCAAUGGACACUUCACACAACCAGUAAUGUGUCCUGGACACUGCUUUUUGGACUCAGAUGAAGUCUGGUUUUUGGUUGAUUUUCUGUUUACAUUUGUUUUGCCGUGUGCUGUUAUAGUCAUACUGUAUGUUCUGGUUUUUGUUAUUGCAAGGAAACAUGCCACUGCAAUCAGAGACCUUCAUAUUCAAACUAGGACAUCAAAGAACAUGACAGACUCUAUGAAAUCAGAGAGAAAAGCAGCUAAAGUACUUGGGAUUUUGGUGUCUGUUUUUCUAGGAUGUUUAUUUCCAUAUUUUGUUUCUACUUUAUUAGGUAAUUUUAUAGAAAUUGAAAUGGGAUCGUUUCAAAAACUCUUGAUGAUGUUUUAUCUUAAUUCCACUAUUAAUCCAGUUAUUUAUGCUUUGUUUUAUCCGUGGUUUAGGAGGUGUGUUAAACUCAUUUUAACUUUUAAAAUAUUCAACACAGAUUCUUCACUGAUGAAUGUUCUUUGA
Colossoma macropomum (tambaqui) is the source of this 981-nucleotide messenger RNA. Its product is annotated as trace amine-associated receptor 13c-like. The transcript has a single exon. Gene Ontology annotation, cellular component: membrane. Lineage: Eukaryota; Metazoa; Chordata; Actinopteri; Characiformes; Serrasalmidae. Gene Ontology annotation, biological process: G protein-coupled receptor signaling pathway. Gene Ontology annotation, molecular function: trace-amine receptor activity. The record is from RefSeq and is a predicted model, not a curated record. The coding region runs from base 1 to 981 and encodes 326 amino acids.